UCGUCUUAGAAUGGAAACGAACGAAUCGACGUUGUUCACAGAGGGUGACAUAGCGCUAAAAUAAAACAAGACAAACUUUUGGAGAUUGCAUUCGCGUUCGCGCCCUAACAUGCGCGGCGAGUGCUGUCGUUACGAUAAGGCGAAGACGUCUUCGUUGUGGUUUUGAUCGCCGCGUUGUCCAGAGUCCGACAGUCCCUGAACGCAGCAGCGGUAGUGCGAGCGGGUGCACUAGACGCUGUCUUAGUUAGCAGCGUGUGCUGCUUGUGAGUGUACUAGCGCUAGUGUACUGUGUCAAGUCAGUGUACUUCUACCAUACCAGCUGCUUGGGGCCAUAAGGAGGACAUUGUCGGCCAUAGCCAAGAAGACGCUCUCCCCAUAGAACCCCCCUAGCCAGUGAGCCAUGGUGGACUACUACCACAUUUUAGGAGUGAACAAAAAUUCAACGCCAACUGACGUCAAGAAAGCAUACAGAAAGCUGGCGCUGAGGUGGCAUCCAGACAAGAACCCAGAAAACAAAGAGGAAGCAGAGAAGAAGUUUAAAGAGCUGUCUGAGGCUUAUGAAGUGCUCUCGGAUGAAAACAAAAGGAACAUCUACGACCGAUAUGGAAAACAAGGUCUAGCAGCAGGAGGAGGAAGAGAAGAACGAGGACAUCACAACCACUUUGGCGACUCCAGCUUCACAUUCCGAAAUCCUGAGGACGUCUUCAGGGAGUUCUUUGGUGGCAGAGAUCCGUUUGCUGAUUUCUUUGCCAACGACCCCAUGGACGACUUCAUCGGUCACGGCCGCCACAGAGGGGCGAGCAGAAGCCGGACGGGAGGCGGGCUGUUUGAUUUCGGGGGCUUCCCGUUCCAGUCAGGGUUUAACUCAUUUGGCGACAUGGGCGGCGGAUUCACGUCCUUCACCUCCACCUUUGGCGGCGGGGGGGGCGGCGGCGGCUUGUCCAACUUCAAGUCCGUGUCCUCCUCCACCAAGAUUGUCAACGGCAGAAGGAUCACCACCAAGCGGACGGUGGAGAACGGUCAGGAGCGCGUGGAAGUGGAGGAGGACGGCCAGCUGAAGUCGCUCACAGUUAACGACGUCAGCGUUAACGAUGAAGAGCAGCGUCGGCGCAGACACAACAGUCUACUUCCCAGUGUGGGCGGGCACCAGCGCUACCUCAGAAGCUCCGCCCACAACCCCCCUGAUGAGGAGGAGGAGGAGGAAGAGCACGGACUGGUGAGAGGAGGUCACAUGGACACCAAGAGGAGGAAGAGUUACUACAAGGAGGCGGAGUCUAAAAGGAGAAGAGCCCCACCUCGAUUUUUCUACCCCACAUUUGGCGGAUUUUCCUCUUUUUUUUAGAAAGUUCAACUUUGUUGGUGUUGAUAGCUUUAUGGAGUCAUGCUGAAUGUUACAAAGACUCACAGUGGACAUGUCCAACGAUUGGUUGAGUGUUUUAUUUCGACGCUGUAGUGCAGGGUCGCUGCGGCUCGUCCGCUAGACGUCAUGAGUCCAAUAAGGAGUCGCACCGCGGCCAAAAUUAUUUUUAGCGUCUGAUGCAAUGUCAUUGCAAUCUUGAGGACAAUGUGGCUACAUCAGAUCAUUGAUCAUGAAUUGUUCUUUCAAUGAUGCUCAGCACAGUAUUUACUUAUAUGACACAAACCAAACAACCUUCCCUAGUCAUGGCGUAAAAAAAAAAAGAAGCAACAAACACAGGAAGUCAACACAUGGUCACAUAACACAACCAGCUCAUUGAACUUUGUGGAUAUUCUAGAAAAUGUCCAAACACCAUCAAAAUGUCAAAAUUAGACAGAUUUUAAUCUAUUACAGUGCAAGAUAGGAAAAUGAAAAAACACUCUUCACACUUAUCCAUGUUUGGUGCAUUUUAGCUGCUUGAUAUUUCUGAUUGAAUACAAACCUUUAAGGAGGUUGUCACAGAAGUAAACAAAGUAGCAGUCAAACUUGUACAUACUCUUAAUAUCCAUAUAUAUCCAAUACAUUAAUAUAACAUGUACGUGUAUAUAUAUGUAUAUAUAAUAUAUUUACAGUACAGGGUAAAAGUUUGGACACACCUCCUCAUUCAAUGCGUUUUCUUUAUUUUCAUGACUAUUUACAUUGUAGAUUGUCACUGAAGGCAUCAAAACUAUGAAUGAACACAUGUGGAGUUAUGUACUUAACAAUAAAAGGGUGAAAUAACUGAAAACAUGUUUUAUAUUCUAGUUUCCUCAAAAUAGCCACCCUUUGCUCUGAUUACUGCUUUGCAUACUCUUGGCAUUCUCUCAAUGAGCUUCAAGGGGUAGUCACCUGAAAGGGUUUUCGCUUCACAGGUGUCA
Molecule: messenger RNA, 2313 nt
Organism: Entelurus aequoreus (snake pipefish)
Lineage: Eukaryota; Metazoa; Chordata; Actinopteri; Syngnathiformes; Syngnathidae
Gene: dnajb6b
Product: DnaJ heat shock protein family (Hsp40) member B6b
Exons: 10
Coding region: 401-1342 (313 amino acids)
Biological process (GO): protein refolding; positive regulation of proteasomal ubiquitin-dependent protein catabolic process
Cellular component (GO): cytosol; endoplasmic reticulum membrane
Molecular function (GO): ATPase activator activity; Hsp70 protein binding
Source: RefSeq, a predicted model, not a curated record